AUGCAAUCGUCGCGUGACCAGUUUGAAGCAAAGGGCAAAGAGAAAGCCAUCCAUGAGGAACCUUCUAGUUCCGAAGAAAGCUCCGAUGAGGAAUCCGGAAGCGAAGAGUCCGAGGAGGAAGCCGAGACGGCACAGAUUUUUGCACUCGAUCAUUGCCGACAACACGGCACACGCUUUGCAUUCCAGAUCGCAUAUGCCGAGGUAGAGAGAUACAGCAUUCGACUGGGCACCACAGAGUCUGGACGCUCAACUUGCUCUUGCGCUGGGGGAGGAAACUGUCGCCAUAUCCAAUGGUUUCUCAACCAACUCUCACGCACAGGAGCCUAUUCAAUGGGCGGCGGACGAACUUCCGUCACUCCUUAUGACCAUAUAUCUCAGAUUGGCCUGGGUAACUUGUGUGAGGACCUUCAGUGGGAGCUCAGGGAGGGCAUGGAUUCGGACACUGAGGAGACCCAAUGGCAGCUUAAGAAGGUCUUGUCACCUCCGAAGCCUAGGCGACUGGUCGGGGGCUUGGUCAAGGAAAAAAUGGACGCUGUCCGCGAUAUCAUGGCAACAUUUUCUGACGUUGAUACGGAUCACUUCAGAGAAGAUAUCUUCGAUUCAUCCCACGACGUUACCAUGGAGCCUAUCCUGGUCAGGCGUGACUUGGAGGCCACAAUUGCCAGGGUUCUUAUCAUGGACGACAAUAUCUUUCGGCAAUUCAACACCCUCAUUUCCCACAAUGUCCGUGCUGCGGCAUAUUUCGAAAAAAUGGGUAUCAAGGCAAAAAACGUCCUUGGUCUUCUGGACGAGUAUUGCGAGGUCGGUCCAGUCUCUGGUAAACACGAUUUGAUUUGGAGUGCGCAGACACUUGUUGAUAUUGUGGAUGAAAUCAGUAUGAAUGUCACCAUUAGGCAGCCUUUGGACGUGGCGUCUCGUAGCGAGGCAGCGAAAUCAUUGGUCUCAAUCCUCUCAAUGGUCGUCAGAGAGCGGAACCACGACUGUUAUCAGCAAUCUACGUGGCCAAGAUGCCGCCCUCACGGAGAGCAAUCGAUUGAUCGCAACCUCUACGAGCGUCUCAUUGGUUCUACCUCCCGAUCUAACCCUGCUGGCGGGACCUUUGUCAUCAAGGCCUUGCAGGACCUCCCAGAAGCUCAGCAUUUUGUUGAAGUGCUUGAGGAGAUCCUGGCUCUCCUAGAAACCAUCGGUUGGGGUCCAGCACCUCAGUCGUACCGAGACAAGCUGAGCGGGCUCAUUGCCCAGCUUAAGGGUGGUUCUGUAGGAAAGAGGUCGGCUGGUCCCGUGGACAGGAAAGUGAAGCGUAUGAAGUAA
Molecule: messenger RNA, 1311 nt
Organism: Drepanopeziza brunnea f. sp. 'multigermtubi' MB_m1
Lineage: Eukaryota; Fungi; Ascomycota; Leotiomycetes; Helotiales; Drepanopezizaceae
Molecular function (GO): zinc ion binding
Source: RefSeq, a predicted model, not a curated record